This is a messenger RNA of Malus domestica (apple), 628 nucleotides long. The record is from RefSeq and is a predicted model, not a curated record. Lineage: Eukaryota; Viridiplantae; Streptophyta; Magnoliopsida; Rosales; Rosaceae.
CUUUCUGAUUCAUGGUUAUUUCUGUUCAUGUUAUUGGCUAAUACAAUAUUUUGAAUGCUGAAUUAUUUUUCUGGUCAUGUUUUUGCUUGGAAAACUAAUACCACCAUUCCAGUUAGCUUGUAUUCAAUGGCAUCGAGCACCCAACGAGCCGCUUCAUCUCUUCCUUCAGCUCUUGAAUGGCAGUAUGAUGUCUUUUUGAGUUUUAGGGGCGACGACACGCGCUUAGGUUUUACCGCCCAUCUACUUAAGGAAUUGGAAGAACAAGGAAUUACAAGAACUUUCUUUGAUGACAAUGAUCUUGAAAUAGGAAGAAAAGUUUCUGAAAUCUUCCCGGCAAUUGAAAAGUCGAGGCUUGCCAUCAUGGUCAUCUCUCCAAACUACGCUUCUUCAAAAUGGUGCCUGAACGAACUCGUAAAGAUUCUUGAAUGCAUGGAAGAGAGAGGGGCAAUUAUACCAGUUUUCUACCAGGUGGAACCCUGCGAUGUUGGAGAUAGGUCUGGGAGUUUUGGGAAAGGCUUCACUGAACUCGAACAAAAGUGUAAGAAUGACAAAGAGUGAGAAUGCCGAAGUGAUUUUGGAACAAUGGAAAGAUGCCUUACAAAAAGUGGCAAAAAUCAAAGGGUCUACU